AUGUUAUGGGCUCCAUUCAAAGCUAUCUUUUUAUGUAUCCAAUUGUUUUGGGUCAUGGGGUGCGUUUCUCAAAGUCCAGAUUUCAUCAUUGUUCAGAAUCCUCCCUCUAUACCUACAUUAGUAGUUGGCCAAUUUGUUGGUAAAAUGCGUAAAGCAUGGUUUAUCAUUGACUGGCACAAUUUUGGCUAUUCUAUUUUGAACAUGAAGGUCGGUAACAAUUUGAAUCAUCCCAUGGUCAAAUUUGCCCUGUGGUACGAGAAGAAAUUUGGACAUACUGCUUUUGCUCAUCUAACAGUGACAGACGCCAUGCAUCGAGAGUUGGAAGAUAAAUGGAAAGUUGAAGGCAAAAUAAUUACCGUUCGUGAUAAACCUCAAUCCGACUUUAAACGAUUGACUAUUCAAGAAGUUCAUCAGAAGUUCACUCAGUCAUUAAAAAUGAUCGAGGACAUUGUCAGGAAAGAAACAAUUGAAGGAGAUACAUUUUUAGGAGAAUAUAAUGACCGCGAGUUGGGUACACUGCUCACUGACGCAGAUGAGAAGGGCUACUUAAAGUGGAGAGAAGACAGACCAAAGCUCAUUGUUUCAUCCACCAGUUGGACAGAAGACGAAGAUUUCUCCAUACUGCUAAAAGCUAUCGAACUUUAUGAGGAAGCUGCUAAACCAUCAGAUCCUCGAUUGUUAUUUGUCAUCACAGGAAAUGGGCCAUUGAAGAAGCUUUAUGAAGCAAAGAUAAAAAAGAUGAACUUGAAAAAGACUAGAAUUAUCACUGCUUGGUUAGAGGCAAGAGAUUAUCCUUUGUUGUUAGGUAGCGCUGAUCUAGGUCUUUCCUUACAUACAAGUACAAGCGGUAUGGACUUACCGAUGAAGGUUGUUGACAUGUUUGGCUGUGGUUUACCUGUUUGUGCCAUUUCGUUCCCAUGGUAA
Molecule: messenger RNA, 924 nt
Organism: Mycotypha africana
Lineage: Eukaryota; Fungi; Mucoromycota; Mucoromycetes; Mucorales; Mycotyphaceae
Exons: 2
Coding region: 1-924 (307 amino acids)
Cellular component (GO): endoplasmic reticulum
Molecular function (GO): mannosyltransferase activity
Source: RefSeq, a predicted model, not a curated record